AUGCGAGAUCGUGGCGCGAGGGAGCGACCCACGAGUAUCCACGAGCUCGUAACGUCCGCGAGUGAGAGAGCCACCGAGGAUCGUUCUUCUUCGUGCUCCUUCGUCACGACGCACGAUCGAUCGGGCUUUAUGGAGACCCUCGAGGCGAGCCACGCGUGCCGCCUAUGCGGCAACAAGUCCGGUAUCUCCAUAAAUAUCUUCGACAAGAAGAAGAACCACCUCAGAAAGAUCAACGCCGUUCUACCGAUCAUGGUACACGAGAUGGAUUUAUUGCCGAAGUUGAUGUGUCAUCUCUGUAGCUUCAAGCUCGAAGAAUUUUACAAAUUUUAUUUGAAUUGUUUGAAGACGGAUGCACAUUUAAAGAGUCAAUUGUCCUGGAUGAAGAAGAAAGAAGAAUCGAAGGAAAGGAUCGGUACACCUAUGGUACAAAUAAAAAAUGUUAAGAUCAAGGUCGAGCCGAUCGAUUACGAGAUGUACGAUUUGGAUCCGAUCGUUAAGAACGUCGAUUAUAUAGAUUCCAUGAAAUCCAGGACGUUUCCUAUGAAUAGAUCGUCAAGAGCAUGUGGGAUUCGCGAGAAGAUGUCAUAUAAAACUUAUUGUCAAUGUUGUUGCGAUAAAAAAAAUCAAAGGGAACGAUCGAUAUCAAAGGAAUAUAAAAGAUCUUGUCCUACAGAGAAAUCUACGAAUGACGAAAGAAAUGUUGAAACUAGAACCGUUGCUGAUGAUUCAUUGGAAACCAUUAGAAACGAUAUUUUACCUAGUCCGUAUUCCAAAAGAAUUUCUAUAAAUAGUUUAACCGAAGGAAAGAACGAAAUGAUCGGCACGGAUAUACCUGGGAACGACGAUAAGAUCUAUAGAAAUCGUCGCAUAAAAGGUGAGGUAUUAAGGAAUCCCUUGACCUGUAUUUUACGACCUAGAAAAAUUUCCGUUAAUUAUGUAGAAACGAGGAAGAAAUUACAUAGUACCUUUAAAGUGCAUAACGGUGCAAAGUCAAGCGACGAUGUUCGUAGGACGACGUCGUCCUUGGCCGAGGAGGCAACAACAAGUAUUACGCCAACGAUAAAAAUCGAGAAGGAGGAGGAAGAAGAGAUGGAAGAGAUGGAGUUGGAAGUAGAGGAUGAAGAUGAAAAUGUGAAAGAGGAGGGUGACGGAGAGAUGGAAGAAAAGGAAGAAGAAGAAAAAGAAGAAGAAGAAGAAGAAGAAACGAAGAAGAUAACAAAUUUCGAAGGGCGCACGUUGAGACCGCGCAAAGGGACGAUCGAUUAUAACGAAAGGAAAAGGAAGACUUUGGAUAGUUUGUAUCGGCCGUUAUCGCACGAUAUUAAUCUUAUUAGUGGUAAAAAACAAAAAGUUGAAAAUAUUACGGACGAAUGGAGGAGAUUGGAGAAAACGAAACAGAAGACAAAAUCUAUGGAGAAGAACGUUAAAGUGAAGAUAAAGGAAGAAAUCAUCGACGAUCUCGAGAAUAUACUUGUCGAUCAUUCCGAGAAGUAUAAAACGCGUAAAUCGAUGAAAAAUUCAUCCCUAAGUAUCGACCCUACCCCUACAAAAAUUCUUCCGAAGACUACAGAAUCGAAAUUCGUACCGACAACGAGUCAUCUACGAGAAUCUAGGGAUAGUUCGCAUUUCUCCGAUAAAUUAGAAUCCUUGCCAAAGGUAUUAAGCAAAUCGAAUAAAAUAGUCGCGAAAUGUAAAAAGAGUUUACCUAUGGUAAGCCAAUCGUUAAAAUAUUUAAGGAGUCAUAAUUUUUAUCUUAGAAGUGGUAAAAUCAAAAACUUUCCUGCCGAUGUCGAUAUAUUGCCAGAGGCAUCGAGACGUAACGCGAAACAAGUUAAGUCUCGAAACGAUCUAAAGAUUAAGAAAGAUCUUUCGAAUAUCGAUGAUAAUUCUUCUUCUAGUACAAAUGUUCCUUCAUCUGUUAACCUGAAACAUUAUUGCGAACAAUGUAAUAUAAGUUUCGCAAACAAAGAACUUUACAAGUUGCAUUCUUGUUACGGUUGAUCUCUCUUUCUCUCUCUGUUUCUCUUUCUGUCUUUUUUUUUUUUCUUUUUUUUUAUUUCCUUUCAUUUUGUCUUCUCUCUUCUUUUUAUUAGGUACGAUGAUCUCUUCCUUCAUUUUUUUUUUCCUUUUUAAUUUUUACUUUUAUUUCUAUUUUGUAUUAUGAUAUAGCACAAAGGUUAACGUAUUUUUCAUUACCCAUAUGUCGUACACGUAUACCAUACAACUCAAUCGAUCGUGCACGUGUAUGUGUGCGCGCGCGCGCGUUAACAUUUUUAUUAAACUAUCUAAGAGUUUGUAUAUACGGAGAUUAAUAUUGACAUAUCGUGUGUUGAAAAGAGAUAUAUUCGUCGAUAGAUUAUGAUAAAUGCGUAAGGCCAAAGCAAUUGUAAAGUUGAUUUUAAAGAUAGUACCUUUAUAUAUAUUUUUUUCUUCUUCUUUUUUUUUUUUCUUUUUUUCUUCUGAUUAACAAGUCGUAUCUUAGAGUAUUGAGAUAAUGAACGAUAAAUACGGACCAUACGUACAUAUAUUUUUUUUUGUUUAAAGAUGCAAAUCAUUUACUAAUUACUAUCAUUACUAUUUCUUCGUGCAGAAAAAUAUAUAAAUACAUACAUACAUACAUACAUACAUACAUACAAUAAAUAUAAAUAUAUACAUAUAUACAACACACAUAUAUACAUACAUAUAUAUAUACAUACCAUACAUAAAUCAUACAUACAUACAUACAUACACAAUACAUACAUACAUACUUGUUACUUGUUACUUGUUUAUCCGUAGAGUAUACGGACGUGAUACAAAUGUAAUGCAAUACGCUUAAGAAUAUAAAUAGAGAUUCACAUAUCGCCUUUGUAAUUGAAAAAAAAAACAAAUAUAUAUAUAUGUAUAUAAAUAUUUUAUGAUAAAGAAAAGAUAUAAAAUAGAUUACAUGGUUAAUUUUUGUGAUUUUUGUGAUAUAUAUAUAUAUAUAUAUAUAUAUAUAUAUAUAUAUAUAUAUAGUUAUGCUACCUGUAUGUGUGCGUGUGUCUGGUAACUGGUAUGAACAAUAAACGAAAAACUUUUUAAAAAGCGAGAUUAUGUAUAUUAUCACAAAAAAAAAGAAAAGAAAAUAGAUUUUCUAUUUCAAAUCGAAUUUAUAAUAGAAACAAUCAAAUUGCGUAUGCGAAUUAUUCUAUCACGAAUACAAUGUGCAUUAAAUACCAUAUAAAUCGAUGGAAUAGGACGAUAAUUUCGACAUUUGCAUGUUUUAGUAAAAAUAUAAAAUAGGACGUUUUAAAAGAUUGAACACUUAGAGUGUCACGUUUAUUCAUUCACGAUUGAGCGAGAAAGAAAGAUGCAUAUUUUUUACAAGUAAAUGUUUAGUAACGUAGUUUUUUUUUUUUAAAUUAUUUCAUUAGAUACUUAUACGUCGACUGAUGAUUAAAUAUUCCUUUUUGUAAUGCGAUUAGAAAAAAAAUUUUAACUUCGAUUACCUAAGAAAAAUCAAGGUAAACGUUCGUUACAUACUUAUAAAUUUUUAGUCAUUGCUAAGACUAACCUGAAAAUAUACUUGGCACUCCAAGCGUUAAUAAAGAAAUGAAAGAAUAAAAAAAAAUGUAUAAAAACCUUAUCGAACGAAUAUGGAUAAAUAAAAAAUCGCUGUUUGAUCCGACGUUAUGGUGAAACAAACAAAAAAAAAAAAGAACAAAAAGGAAAAGAAAAAAAAAAGAAAUAAUCGUUCUUAUCAAUGAUUGUUUUUAACGUUGGUACUUACUCGUUAGAUUACGAUCUGUUAUUCUUUGAUAUUUAAUCGUAAGACAAUCAACAAUCGAUCGAGGGUUGAUCAUAAAUUAAAAUAUUUUGUCAUUUA
Molecule: messenger RNA, 3844 nt
Organism: Vespula vulgaris
Lineage: Eukaryota; Metazoa; Arthropoda; Insecta; Hymenoptera; Vespidae
Product: DNA ligase 1-like
Exons: 2
Coding region: 1-2001 (666 amino acids)
Cellular component (GO): nucleus
Molecular function (GO): zinc ion binding
Source: RefSeq, a predicted model, not a curated record